CGGCUGCUCAGUUGCUGCUCGCACACGCGAUCGCCCGGUUGACACUUUCAGGGCCCUCGGUCGUUUUAUUGCCUCCAAUUUUCCGGCCAGCUGUGCGUAGUAAUCAAGCGGAAACUCGGUGGAAAAUAUACCCGUCUUUUACCAAAAGUCAAAGUCAACACAAAAGAGACAUUUUCCCUACGCUCGCCACCAGCUUAAUGCAUUUCUAAUUACCAGUUUUGUCCCCCUUGCGCUGAUAAAACACUUUCUCUUUUACGGCUGGCACAUUUUUGGGCCCAUAUUUUGUUGGCUCAUCGAUGAAAAGUGCGUGGGCGUGUUAUUUUUGAAACGAACAAUUUGUUGUGAAAACAAAACUAACCUUGGUCCCUUUUUCGCCGUCCAAAACAAUGCGGUCUGACUGCAUUCCAAAAAAUCAAAGAGUACUAAACUGCAGUCCAAAGAUAUAUUUUGACUAGUUUGAAAGCGAUUUUGGAGACCGAAAAUGGCCUGCCUGUCGGACAUUGAUUUGGCCACCUUGCACGAGAAUCGCUUGGACCAGCGGUGGCACUGCGGAUUGCCCAACAGCGAGCAUAUAUACCAUCCGCACCAGGAGGGAUUCAGUCCCAUGACGCGACUCUGUCUGGAGCGGAAUAUGCAGAAGAUGGUGCAGCGCGACCUCAACGGCAACUGUCUGGAACGGGGACGGUCCCGAGAUAAUCGAGAUAAUGCCAAUGGAUUGGCGUCAGGUGGGAAACGCAGACGAUCCGGCACCUGGCCGCGCACUCGAAGUUUGAAUGCCCCCUCGCCUGUCCAACAAUUCGGACCAUGUGGACGCAUAAUGAAGAACUCGGCAAUGGUGAUGCAGAUCCAGGAUCCGGCCAGUCAGCGUUUGACCUGGUACAAGCCUCCACUCACCGUUCUGGUGAUCAAGAAGGUCAGCGACGCCUCGGUGCUGGCGCCGUUUGUCCAACUCGUGGACUGGCUGCUGCAGGAGAAGAACAUGGUGGUCUGGGUGGAGUCGGCUGUCUUGGAAGAUGCUCAGCUCAACGAAAAUGUUCGGUUCAAGGUUAUACGCGAUAAGCUGGUCACUUUCAAAGAUGGCCGCGAUGACCUGACCGACCGUAUCGACUUCAUAGUCUGUCUUGGAGGCGAUGGCACUCUGCUGUAUGCCUCCCUGCUCUUCCAGCAAUCGGUUCCCCCGGUCAUGGCCUUCCAUUUGGGCUCGCUGGGCUUCCUGACGCCCUUCCGCUUCGACAACUUCCAGGAGCAGCUCACAAGUGUCCUCGAGGGACACGCUGCUCUGACUCUCCGCAGUCGUCUACGCUGUGUGAUGCAUCGCAGGAGCGAUAGAAAGCACGAGGAGAAGACCCAGGAGGUCGAUCCGGAUGGAGAUGCCCGACCAGCGGCCAACAGCAUCCUGGUACUCAACGAAGUGGUGAUUGAUCGAGGUCCCUCGCCGUACCUAAGCAAUAUCGAUUUGUUCCUGGACGGCAAGUACAUAACGUCGGUGCAGGGUGAUGGCCUGAUUGUGUCUACGCCCACGGGAAGCACGGCAUAUGCGGCAGCAGCCGGUGCCUCCAUGAUCCAUCCCUCCGUGCCGGCCAUAAUGGUGACUCCCAUUUGCCCGCACUCGCUGAGCUUCCGGCCCAUUGUGGUGCCAGCAGGAGUGGAGCUGAAGAUAUCAGUUUCCCCCGAAAGUCGCAACACCUCGUGGGUCAGCUUCGAUGGACGCAACAGGCAGGAGCUCUUCCACGGCGACAGCCUCCGCGUGACCACCUCUAUUUAUCCCGUGCCCUGCAUCUGCGCCCAGGAUCAGAUAUCCGACUGGUUCGCCUCUCUCGCCGACGGACUGCACUGGAAUGUGCGCAAGCGUCAGAAGUGCCUGGACGAGCUGUCGGAUCUCACCGCUUCCGGAUCCGAGGAUACGCUGGACGAGAUCGAGAAUAUGAAAUUGUAUGAUGUGUAGUGCGUAAGUCCCAUUUGCUAAUCGUAACUGUAGGUUACUGUAGGCUUUCAGAUGUAGUCUUAGUUAUCGGCCCUUUAUUUAGUGUGUAAUUUUUUAGUAUUUUGCAAGUAUCUGUUUCGAACAAAUUGAUUAUGCACAUUUCGUCAAAUGUAAAAGAAAAGUUUUAUAGUUUUUACUCUUUGUAAUCAAUAUGCUCUUAGAAAGGGUAUAUAAUAUUAAGCAAUACUGAAAUAUUGUACAUUUCUGCUAGAUAAAUAUAAAUGCUGUUAGUAAAACCUAAUAAAUUGUUUUUAAAACGAU
Molecule: messenger RNA, 2245 nt
Organism: Drosophila takahashii
Lineage: Eukaryota; Metazoa; Arthropoda; Insecta; Diptera; Drosophilidae
Gene: Nadk1b
Product: NAD kinase 1b
Biological process (GO): NAD+ metabolic process; NADP+ biosynthetic process
Molecular function (GO): NAD+ kinase activity
Source: RefSeq, a predicted model, not a curated record